AUGAAGGAGCUUAUGACGCAACUUCAGGAGUUGUUGGACAACAGUUUCAUUCAACCUAGUUCAUCACCCUGGGGAGCUCCAGUGCUAUUCGUGAAGAAGAAAGACGGAAGCAUGAGAAUGUGUAUAGACCACCGAGAGCUGAACAAGGCAACGGUGAAGAACAAGUAUCCAUUGCCAAGGAUUGAUGACCUAUUCGAUCAGUUGCAAGGUUCGAGCUAUUUCUCAAAGAUCGAUCUUAGGUCAGGAUAUCAUCAGCUGAAAGUGAGAGAGCAGGAUAUCGAGAAGACUGCAUUCAGAAUAAGAUAUGGACACUACGAGUUCUUGGUUAUGUCGUUUGGACUAACCAAUGCUCCAGCAGCAUUCAUGGAUUUGAUGAACAGGGUUUGUAAACCAUUCCUCGAUAAAUCUGUGAUAGUGUUCAUCGACGACAUUCUGAUCUACUCAAGAAGCCAGGAGGAGCAUGGCAAGCAUCUACGAGAAGUGUUGGAAGUGUUAAAGAAGGAGAAGCUUUACGCUAAGUUCUCCAAAUGUGAUUUUUGGAUACGAGAAGUCCAAUUCUUGGGUCAUGUGGUUAACCAGGAGGGAAUAAUGGUUGACCCAGCAAAAAUCGAAGCUGUAAUGAAGUGGGAACGUCCAAAGAGUCCCACAGAAAUUCGAAGCUUUCUAGGAUUAGUCGGAUAUUACCGACGAUUUAUCCAAGGCUUUUCUUCGAUAGCUGCUCCAUUGACAGCGUUGACCCACAAGGGAGCUACUUAUCAAUGGAGUGAGAAACACGAAGAAGCAUUCGAGAAGCUAAAUAAGAAGUUAUGUGAAGCACCGAUUCUUUCUCUACCCGAUGGAGUUGAAGACUUCGCAGUCUAUAGUGACGCAUCUGGAGUCGGGUUGGGUUGUGUUCUGACUCAAAGAGAAAAGGUGAUAGCAUACGCGUCUCGACAAUUGAAGGAGCAUGAAACGAACUACCCCACUCACGAUUUGGAGUUGGCAGCGGCAACGACGCUGGCUAGAAUUACUAAGGACUACGACUGUGAGAUACUUUACCACCCCGGUAAAGCAAAUGUUGUUGCUGAUGCUCUCAGUCGGAAAGUCAAUCUUGAAAGGAAAAGGCCAAGAGCAUUGAGAAUUGAAGUUGUCUCGACAAUUGUGGAAAGUAUCAAGAAAGCUCAAGAAGAAGCUUCAGAAAAGAAUGACCGAAAGGAAGAACGUUUGGGAAGGACGUUGGUAUUCGGUACAAACCGUCAAGGGCUGAAGGUAAUCCAAGAUCGGAUUUGGGUACCUAAGACGGGAGGAAUAAGAGAUCUUCUGAUGGAAGAAGCUCACAAGACCAUGUACUCAAUUCAUCCCGGUAGCACAAAAAUGUAUAGGGACCUAAAACCCUACUACUGGUGGCCGACGAUGAAGCUCAAUGUUGCGAAGUAUGUGGCCGAGUGUGUAACAUGUGCGAGAGUUAAGGCACAACAUCAUAAACCAUACGAGAGUUUAGAACCUUUACCUGUACCCAUGGGUAAACGGGAAGACAUCACCAUGGAUUUUGUGACUAAACUGCCCAGGACAAAGAACGGUCACGACAUGAUUUGGGUGGCCGUGGAUCGUUUCACUAAGAGUGCACACUUCAUAGCAGCCAACGAAAGGUGGUCUAUGGAUAAGCUUGCAAAUUCUUACGUGAAGAAAAUUGUGAGACUUCACGGUGUUCCUCUAACGAUUGUAUCCGAUCGUGAUAGUCGUUUCACGUCGAGGUUUUGGAGGAGUCUACAAGAGGAACUGGGUACGAAGUUGUGUCUGAGUACAGCUUACCAUCCGCAGACUGAUGGUCGGAGCGAAAGAACGAUUCAAACGCUUGAAGAUAUUCUGAUAGCAUGUACCCUUGAGUUCCAAGGUAACUGGGACGAGCACUUACCUUUGGUAGAAUUUUCCUACAACAACAGUUUCCACUCGAGCAUCAAUAUGGCACCCUAUCAAGCCUUGUACAGACAGAAGUGUCGUACGCCGUCUUGUUGGCUUGAGGCUGGAGAAAAGCAGUUUAUGGGCCCCGAGUUAGUCCAUGAGACUGCUGAAAAGUUGAAAGUAAUCAGGGAGAGGAUGUUAGCAGCUCAUGAUCGUCAGAAGAGCUAUGCUGACAAGAAAAGACCACCGAUGACCUUCGAAGUUGGGGAUUCGGUUGUGCUUAAGGUCUCACCGUGGAAGGGACUUAUAAGAUUCGGGAAACGAGGAAAGUUGAGUCCAAGGUUUAUUGGACCGUUCAAAGUUUUCCAGAAGAUUGGGAACCAAGCUUACAAGCUGGAAUUGCCCGAAGAACUCGAUGGUAUUCAUAACACCUUCCAUGUGUGUUAUUUGAGGGAGUUCACGGGAGAAGUUCCCGACAUAAUUCCAAUCUCAGAGUUAAGGAUGGAUGAAAACAAGAGGCCGACUGAAGAGCCCGAGGCAAUUGUUGACCGUAAGACUAAGAAGUUAUGA
Messenger RNA from Lactuca virosa, 2451 nucleotides. NCBI's taxonomy places the organism in Eukaryota, Viridiplantae, Streptophyta, Magnoliopsida, Asterales, Asteraceae. The record is from the annotation of a GenBank genome assembly.